Messenger RNA from Penicillium longicatenatum, 2268 nucleotides. RefSeq lists its product as uncharacterized. Gene Ontology annotation, biological process: potassium ion transmembrane transport. Gene Ontology annotation, molecular function: potassium ion transmembrane transporter activity. The record is from RefSeq and is a predicted model, not a curated record. The transcript is spliced from 2 exons. Gene Ontology annotation, cellular component: plasma membrane. The coding region runs from base 1 to 2268 and encodes 755 amino acids. Lineage: Eukaryota; Fungi; Ascomycota; Eurotiomycetes; Eurotiales; Aspergillaceae.
AUGGGUUGCUCUGGAGAUCGCGAAAAAGGAGAGGCGCAACUGGAGGAAAAAUGGGACUACGUUAAUCUUGACGACUUCAAAUCCGAUUCAUGCUGGACACCCUUCUCGUACAUCUUCCUAUGGAUAAUGCUCAUUGUGUCGGUAUCAGUCUAUGGUGUAGACAUCUUUACUGCCGUCAAUCUACUCGCAUUUUCGCGUUGGUCUGGUCGAGUUGAACCCGCCAUUCCAUUCAAAAUCUCGCGUUGGAUCUUCGCCGUGUGCAUUAUCGUAUCGCUCACUCUACUGGUAUACCGAUGGAUCUUCGCAAUCCGCGCUAUGCGCUCAGGCAGUAUCACUCGGAGCUAUCUGGACCCUCUUGCCGUGCGCAUUCAAAGUUUUCGUGUCAUCGAAAGAAAGGGUCGUGGGUGGAAGAAGUUCCUGGUCUUUGCUGAGCUGACAAAGAGUAAGAAAGGAGCCGAGUAUGUCGCGCUGUAUACAUACUUUGCCUUUCAAUUCUGGAUGAACACCAUCUUUGCCGAUGGGCCGCGUCAAGUUAUCAAUGCCAUCACUCUCUACUCCGUCAUGAAAAUGGACCUUCUUCCAGGAGGGGAGAACACGACAAGCGAUGGCAAUGCCUCGGGAAUCAUACAGUUCUUUAACAAUGUUAAAGUUCUCGCUGAGGAAAACAACCUUCAAGCUGUCGUCUUGUUUGGUAUGCUGUUUACCUUGGUUAUCUGGGUUCUAUCUGUUUUGAAGCUCGCCUCAGCGGUCAUUCUUUACUUAAUCUUCCUUUUCCACCAUAUCCCAGCAGAAGACGGAUCCCUCAAGGCGUAUUGCCGGCGCAAGAUUAGUACUCGACUUAAACGAAUCGUUCGCCGCAAGGUUGACAAAGCUCUUGCAAAAGGUCUACAGUUACAGGAUCGUGUGCCGACCCGACCGGGUCUGGCAACCGCGGACUCGAAACCAACCCUACCUUCUAUCGAUAUGGAUAAGACCCCUGUUGUGACCACGUUAUCACGCAGCACCACUGAAACAACUUUGCCUCCAUAUACCCGCUCGAACUCAACUCGGACGGAACGAAUGCCGACUCUGCCGAAUCUCGAACUCGACAGCAAACCACCUUUGAGUCGGACCACCACCAAAUCGUCAGCUAUAUCAGCAGACUCGGCCCCAUUGACCGCCAAUGCAGCUCCGAUGGGAUACAGUCCUCUUGACCGUCAUGCCUCACCUUUGCCUCCGGUUCCGCCUGUACCUCACAAUGUGCCCUCCAGGAUGGGCUCAGCCCAUGCUCAUCCCACUCCUGGACCCCAAUACACAAACGAGACCGAAUCUAGCUACCCACCAUCCCAAUAUCGUAACUUGACGGACUCUAGAGAGCAGCCGACUCGCACAUACACACCUGCCGCUGAUCCUUAUGCUACAUUCGCCCCUCGCCUGGAUACUACUCACGAUUAUUACGACCGAUAUGGACCUUCCGGGGAUGUCUACGAGGAGGAUGAGUUUGACAACUAUCAGACAUCUAUGCAUCAUAGUGACAACAAUGCGCAGCAUGGGUACCACUCCCAAGAGGGAUAUCAAGCAAGAUCAUAUACCCCUGCGUCUGCUGGCGGAAAUCCCCGUUCCCAAGAUCCCUACCAGGCUCGAUCAUACACGCCUGCAAGCACAGGUGGAACGUACCGCCCCGAGGAUCCAUAUCAGGCUAGGUCUUAUACUCCAGCAGGCACAGCCACGGCCCAGUCCCAAGAUGCAUACCAGUCGUACAGUCCGACCAACGGUGCGGCGGCGGAGUUUUCUCAAGACGGAUACCAGAACAGAUCCUACACCCCUGCAAGCACGACAACACCCCACCCCCAGAAUGAAUAUCGAUCAUAUACCCCGGCAACUACCGGUACAACAAUUUAUCACCAAGAUGGAUACCAGGCUCGAUCAUUCACCCCAGCGAACGCUGCGACAACGCCUUAUCCACAAGUAACUGCCCCACCAUUGCGGUCCAUGACUCCAGCAAGCCGAGCAACACCUGCGCCACAGCAAGCGGAUCAGUCAAUGCGGCCUCCCCCGCGAUCAUUCACUCCUAUGAGUCCUGAGGGUUCUGCCUCACAAAGCACUGGGUACACUGCAUUAAACCCGUCGGGUAGUUCUUCAACACCCCAGCCUCGCAUGCCCCGCGUGCCACCACCUGCAGGCUACCAACCGUUCACCCGAGCCAACACAGCGUCGCCUUCCACGAUGAAUCGCAAUGGUCCCCCUGCAGGUUAUUCCUUUAAUCGAGCACACACGGACCAAUUUUGA